Molecule: messenger RNA, 1360 nt
Organism: Dunckerocampus dactyliophorus (ringed pipefish)
Lineage: Eukaryota; Metazoa; Chordata; Actinopteri; Syngnathiformes; Syngnathidae
Gene: mrps2
Product: mitochondrial ribosomal protein S2
Exons: 4
Coding region: 482-1321 (279 amino acids)
Biological process (GO): translation
Cellular component (GO): mitochondrial small ribosomal subunit; ribosome
Molecular function (GO): structural constituent of ribosome
Source: RefSeq, a predicted model, not a curated record
UCUUAUAAGUUAUUUAUUUAAACAGUUAUUUGGAGAAAAAUAUUUUCUUUAGUAUUUAAAAGUAUUGUCUAAAAAAAAAAUCACAAUAUUUCUUUUGUACAGAUAGAUGCCUGGUACUCUCUGCAGUUGUGGAAAUAGUAGAAAAUAAUAAUAGAAAAUAUGGUAUUUUAUUUAUUAUUCUUUAUGGUAUUAUUUGUCAAAUAGAGAGACACUAUCCCACGAAAUGUCACGUCUAUGGCAACAGUACACUUUUUAAUGAGGGCAUUAAAUGUAAAUACAGUACGUGUGUGUGUGUGUGUUGGGGGGAGAGGGGGUGUUACACACAUCUUAGUCUAAUUUAAAGACAGGAUGAGACGUUUGAAAGACCUGAAAGCAAGCGUACAGUAUAGGGUGUAGUGAUAGACUAAAGCCUGAGGGUGGCAGUAGUGAGCGGCCAACAGUAACAACACUCCCAUAGACAACGAGGAAGACGAAGGGACGCAUGCGCACCGUGCUGACCUUCCUUACAGCAAGCAUGGCUGCACGGGCUUUAACAAGAGGUUUGUUGGGAUUGAGACAUGCUGUUGUGAAGGUUGACGGAUGUGGAGGACAUUUCUGUUAUUCCACGGCAGCAUCCUUGCAGUCUCCCCCACCACAAACAGAGCAAGUCUCCGACCAGUUUCUCAGCCUGACCCUUGAGAAGCCAGACUUCUUCAGGGUGUCUGAGCUCUUCUCCCUAAAGGACUUGUUUGACGCCAGAGUGCAUCUUGGCCACAAGAAAGGAUGCAGACACAGGCUAAUGGUGCCCUACCUGUACGGCUGCCGUUUGGACCAGGACAUCAUCGACUUGGACCAGACCAUGGAGCAUCUCCAGCUUGCCCUCAACUUCACGGCCCACGUGGCCUUCCGCGGCGGCGUCAUCCUUUUCGUCAGCCGCCGCCGCCAGUUCUCCCACCUGGUGGAGACCAUGGCGAGGGAGUGCGGCGAGUACGCUCACACGCGCUACUGGCAGGGCGGUCUCUUCACCAACGCCCACAUCCAGUACGGCCCCGGCGUCCGCCUGCCGGACCUGGUGGUCUUCCUGUCCACGCUCAACAAUGUCUUCCAGCAGCACGUGGGCGUCCGUGACGCCGCCAAGAUGAACAUUCCCACAGUGGGCGUGGUGGACUCCAACUGCAACCCCAGCCUGCUGACGUACCCCGUGCCUGGGAAUGACGACACCCCCGUGGCCAUGGAGCUGUACUGUCGCCUCUUCAAGAUGACCAUCAACAGAGCCAAGGACAAGAGGAGGCAGAUGGAGCUGGUGCACGGCCUCAUGGCGCCCUCGUCACCCAGCCAAUGACCUCAUUCACAUCCUCAAUAAAAGACACUCCUCCCUCUU